AUGCGUGAAGUUCCAGAAUCACAUUAUGUGUGUCAAUGGUGGAUCCAACACUUCGACGGAAUAAAAGUUGUAAACAACUCAAAUACAUUGAUUCAAUUUAAGAAGAAACAUCGUGAUCAUAUCAGAUGGAAUAAUGCAUUAUUACCGUUUCGACGUUCAGGUUUAUGGAUGACUAUCAAAGUAGUAUUUCAGACAAUUCUAACUAAACGUUUGGGACAUCUUGGCACCAUUGCUUAUAAGUUGUUAACUACCCACUUUCUUACUCAUAUUAUUAACACAAGACAUGUUAGUACAUCCACUGAUUUAUUAGUUCAUUGUAUUCGAAAGAUUCUAAGAAGAUUAAAUAAAAUUGAAGGUUUACUUUCGUCUAUAGAUUCAAAUCAUAUGAUCGAUUGGUUCCAACAUAUGAAACAGGAAAUACAAAUGAAAAUUGAUCAAAUUCUUCCAAAACCAGAUUGGCUAGAUUCCAUUCAGAUGAAUGAAAAAUGGGGCCAGCCAUUGUCACUAAAUAAUGUAAAAUUUAAUGGUCCUAAGAUAUAUCAACAUGCAUGUUUACAAUUAAAGGCGUAUCUGAAUAAUGAAAAUUCAAAUGAAAUAUGUCAGUUAUUCUCAAGUUUUAGAAAUAAUGGCAUUCUCACAAAUGUUAAUCAUGAAGAUUAUAUACCGUCACAUCAUGUUUUAAUAAAACAAAUGAAUUAUACAGUUGUAACAGCUUUAACUUAUAUGGAAAUUUGGAUUGAAUCCUGUUUAGAACAAUGGAUGAAUCGCCCAUCACUAUCCAUAAGUGGAAAGAAUCGUUUCGAAAUUUUAUUGCAUUUCUUCGAAGAAUAUCAGACUGAAGCAUUGAAUUAUUAUUGGUCAAAAAAUGGUGUAACAGAUCCGAUGGGUCACAGCCGAUUUAUUCUAACAUCAUUGACAAUUAUUCGUUGUAUGCAUAAAAAAUUAUUUCAAGAUAAAAGAUUUGAACGGCUAAAACUACAUUCUAUAUAUAUUCCCAACGUUUUAAAGCUGUUCGAAUUUUUGGUCUUACCCAAUCGAGAAGAUAUGAUUAGGGCACGUAGUCUUUACAAUUAUUUUACUGAAUUCAAUAAUAAAUUAUAUCCUGAUCUUUUAAACAAUGUAGAAUCUAACAAUGCUUUUGGAGUAUAUUUCGCUGAUCAUUCACCACAAAUGAAUGAUGAGAUACAACGCAUUAGAAUUCAAGCUGAACAAGACAAACAAAAUAAAAUAAACGAAGUGAACAAUGCAAAGCAAAUGUAUAUGCAACUAAUGAAUGUAGUAAAUAAUACUUCUUGUGAAUAUACUGCCAAUCGUCAUAAGAGUAAGCGAUGCAAACGAUGCAAAGCUCUGAAACAAGCAAACCAGAUUCAAGUAAAAGUUUACGAAUGUCCGAUACCAUGGACGCGCGAGAGUGCAUUAGCCGUUAUUUUUGAAUUACAAAUGCCCAUUGAAAUACGAUGUUAUCGAGAUAUCAUUUGGCAAUUUAUAAAUCGUCCUAACCCACAACCAAAAAAUUGUAUGCAUGAAUGGUUAAACGUUUCUUCUCAUGGAAGUAAAUUAGAGUCGUUUUAUACCGGUCUCAGUAAUCACAAAGUUAAAUUAGUAUCUUCUACUAAGUCUAUUAGUCAAACUCACUAUUCCACUCCACCAUCAAUUGCAUUCACGCCUACCGAAGGCUUUCUAUUCGAAAAUAGUCUGAAGAUUCAAAUCUCACCUACCAAACCAAUUGAUUUCGAAGAUGAAGUUCGUAUAUUGACUCCUCAGCUUGAUCAUCCAGAUUAUAAACAGUUACAGUUUACUAUAAACACUACACAGUUCGUUCAAAAUGACGUCAUUGCUCAACUAUGUAGUUAUUCAUCACGUUUGAAACCUUCACAGAUUGUAGAAUUCGGCUCGUUUCGUUCCGGUCAUCGCUUACAAUGGUGGAAUCUUUUAACAAUUCUUGAGAUGGACUCAUUAUCUUUCGCUGAAGAGAGUGUAGCAAUACUGAUUAUACAUUCGAUAUUACAAUAUGGUCCGUUAAUAUCAGAUUCAAAUAUAUUGUCUGAUUCGUGGUGUCCAGAAUCACAUCAACAAUUAUUGGAAGAUCAUUUUGUCGAUGAGUUAAUCUCAAGAUUGAAUCGUCAUUUAGAUGACUGUGCAUUAAAUUGGCAGAAUGAAUUAGUAUUAGUCGUCAUUACAAUGAUUACGAUGAGAGUGUUAAGCAUUUGUAAUACAACAAGGAAAAAUAAAGCUGCUAAUUUAGCAAUAAAAUGUCGUAAAAUUGCUGAAAAAUGGAUUAAUUUCAUUACAAGAAGUAUUCAAACUAUAUCACCAUCAGCUUUGGACGAAGUGGAAAAUCUUCGUCUUAAAAUGGUAACUGUUGGCAUUUCUUGCAUUUUGACAUUUUCAACUAACCAACAAAGAAUCAAUUUUUUAUUGUCAUCGAAUGAAGAUAUUGUAUCCUUAUUAAAAGCAGCGACUACUGUUCAUGAUAAUAUAAUAUUAACCAAGAAUUGGGCCAAUAUGAGUAUUUUUAUAAGAAAUAUUAUGAGAUUUAGUGAACGGGUCUUAGUAAUGAUACAACCAACAGUUGCCAAAUUUCUACAGAAAACAUUCUAUCAAGGUUUGAAUGAAUUUACAGUGAUCUACUGGGCAGUCACUAAAAGAAAAGGUAGCAUGAACGGACAGUGGACAAAGCGAACAAAAAAUCCAUAUGAUGGUUGGUACGAUUGUCAAUAUGAUUCGAGAGUUAUAUCAAUUGAUUUUAUAAGAGGAACUUUUUUGAUCGAUAAUAUGACUAUAGGCUUUUUACCUGACAAAAUCAUCUUCCAUGAAUCAUUUGUUCGUGUAUUUGGUGAUCAUAUCUUUGAAGUUCAAGCGGCCGAUUCACCUAAUACUUACAUUACUAAACAUUCGUAUCAUGGUACUGGACUCGUUCAUUAUGAUUUUCAUUUCAAUGACCGAAAUAAUCACUUAAUUAUUAAAGAACGGUACAUGCAGACAAAUGAUAUUUUUCAAUUGAUUCCUCAUAGUUUUUUCGAGAAUGAACUACCAGAUAUGUUUGUCUCCAAUCACAGUCAUUGGUGGAAUACAAAAAAUCAAACAAUCGAGUUUCGUCCCGUUCAUUUUAAAGAUAUCAAUUUUUUAACUAAUAAAUCUUAUAUAUUAUCCAUGAAGACAGGAUAUGUUACUACCACUGAAUCAGUUAAUACACAAAUUUUGAUUAAUCAAUCAUCAACAUUCUUUCAAAGUUUAUUUAAUCGAUAUUUUAUUCGUCUUGAUGAUAAACCCUAUGUAUACAUGAUGCGAGAUAAUGUUUUUCACACUAAUGCUAUCAUUCAUAUCCAUUUAUCGCGUUUAGGCAUUGCUUUUCAAUACGAUCCUAGAACAAAUAUAAUUAUGUCUCGUGAAUAUUCAGAUAUGUGUGUUGAUGAACAUCAAUUGUUCGGAACUUUAACAAGUUUGACAUCUGGUCUCCUCCUAUCACCAUUAGCUGUCAACAACAACCAUAAAAUGGAACGCUAUCCGUAUCGAAAAUUGAUCGUACCUUUUGGAGAAUUACGUAGUGAAAAGACAUCCGACAUCAAUCAGCAAGCUGUUAUUAUACAGCGAUCAUCGUCAGUAUCUUUUCUUCACCAAUAUUUUGUUUUUAUUCUAAAUGAUCGAUUAAAAAUUUUACAAUCGACUGAUAGUCCUACUGGUUGGCUUUAUUUAGCAUUGUUACAUGCAAUGACAUCCCAUCCUUUACCAGAUCAGUAUACUGGAAUGACUGGAAUGGAACGCGCUUUUCAAUUGUUAAAUUCAGCUGGUUGUUGGUCAGAUCAACCCUUUGAUUCUCUUUCUCUAAAUAUAUUGAGUCAAAUUGCUGCCAUAUCGCCAAAAGUAGAUUACUAUCCAGGACAUCUGACUAGUAUGGAAAAAAUAGAUUGGAAUAAUAAUGUAUCUAAUGAACAAUUAUUCGAAAUAGGUUUGAUCUCACGAAUCACUCCAACAAUCCUCAUCGCUUUCUUACAACAAAAUAUAGCAAAAUUUCCUUUGAAUAACGAUCAACUUACAUUACUAGGUGGUAUUCUUGUCUGUUGGACGUUAGAACAGCAGCUAGAAAGAGCGUUACAUUAUGCCAUUCAUGACAAAUUGGAAGAUUUUGCAAAAGAAAUAUCAAAUACACCACAUUCAAACUGGAAACCAUCUGAACAUAUUUCUUGGCUAAUCUUAGAACUGGAAAUGAACAUAACCAUUCGAGAAAUCCAAAUAAACGUAGCACGUCAUAUGAUGCAAACAGGUAUGGCAACAAAUAAGACUAAAGUAAACAAUUUGGUACUGCAAAUGAAUAUGGGAGAAGGUAAAACGUCUGUUAUUUUACCAAUGUUAGCUGCUAGUUUAGCUUCAUCUGAUUCCAGUUUAGUUCGUAUAGUAGUUCUUAAAUCCUUAUUCCCAACAAAUUAUCAAUCAUUACGAUGUAAAUUAGGUGGUUUACUGAAUAGACGCAUAUUUUCCUUUUUAUGUCGUCGUGACAUGAAUUUUAAUGAGAAACAAAUUAAUCAUAUUUUUAAUCGUCUCAAGCAAGGUUUACAUAAUUGUGAUGUCAUAUUAACUUCACCAGAAGAUAUAUUAUCCUUCGAUUUGCUUACUAUAGACAAAUGCCGUCGAAAUGAAUUUGAUGUUGGUCGUUCUAUGUUGACAGUUCAACGAUGGUUAAAAUUAUUUGCUCGUGAUGUAUUAGAUGAAUCUGAUGAAAUUCUACAUGUUAAAUAUCAACUAGUUUAUACUGUAGGUAGUCAACAAAACGUUGAUGGAGGUGCAGAACGUUGGAAUAUCAUUCAGACAGUACUUUAUUUGGUCAAAAAACAUGCUCUAUCUAUUUCAAAAUGUUUCAGUGAAGAAGUUUGCUAUAAAUCUCCUCCACGAAAAAGUGCUUUUCCAGAAUUACGUUUGCAAUCACAUCAGCCAUUUUUACUAUUAUGUGAAAUUGUAGCUAAUGAUUGGCUUAAUCAAAAAUCUUAUCGACAUGAAGAUAAAAAAAUUAUCUUAUCAUUCAUUUUAGCAACAAAUUCAUCCAUUGAACAACUAGAUAAUAAGUUUUCACAGCAUGAUAUUCAACAAUUUCUUAUCAUUCGUGGUUUGCU
This is a messenger RNA of Rotaria sordida, 5108 nucleotides long. The record is from the annotation of a GenBank genome assembly. NCBI's taxonomy places the organism in Eukaryota, Metazoa, Rotifera, Eurotatoria, Philodinida, Philodinidae.